ACGGCGCCUUCAAGCAGGUACAACGGUACCUGGAUUAGUAAUCAACGAGUGGAGGCGCAGGCAAACGGGGUUGGACGAAUGGCAGCAGUUCAAACGACGUGCGCCACACUUCCUUGUUUGCAGCGCCCCAGCCACAAUUCCCUUACUUGGGUGACUUUCAAAGACACGUCGUCGCGCAAAUCAAAUCGGCCGAAAAGCAGAACUUCGACCAACAACUCUCCCACCAGCAGGCCACGGCCACUUCUGAUAUCCCCGAGUUCCCAUUACGGGGCCCAUGGGGCCUUUUCGCAGGCUGAUGGUUCGACAGUCACGGGCCGUCCUCAGCUAAAACUAACGUCCUCCGGCUCUUCGCCUCUUCUCCCAUUCACCCCCACGCCGCACCACAUUCACCAUGCGGUCCAUGCCCCAGUCUCCGGGACCCUCCCCUAUCCUCCUCCAUCCCCGUCGCACCCUCCUAUCCUUAUUUAUCGCUUGGAAAGGCCUCCUACUCGCCAUCGCCGUCGGAAGCGGCUUCUCCGGUCCAGCCUACGACACCUCCACCACCCUCGCCCUCGCCCAGGACGAACACGCCCACGCCUUCGACCCCGUCACGCGCCUGACCCGCUGGGACGCCAUCUACUUCACCGCCUCUGCCCGCCGCGGCUACCUCUACGAGCAAGAAUGGGCCUUCGCCCGCGGUCUACCCGUCGUCAUCUCCUUCUUGUCCCGCCUCCUCGACUUCUUCACCGGCCUGUGGCCUGUCCAACACCACCACCACCACCACCGCCACGAUGACCCGGGCCAAGAAGCUCCGUCCGGCGCCCGCGAGGCCGCCCUCGGAGUCUUCGUGUCCCACGCAGCGCACCUUGCCGCCGUCAUGACGCUGUACGACCUCGUGCGGACACUAUCAUCGCAAUCCCUGUCCCCUCCGCCGCGCCGCAACGACCUGGUACCCUUCCUGGCUGCGCUCCUGCACGCGCUCUCGCCGGCGGGCCUGUUCCUCUCCGCCCCGUACGCCGAGAGCUCUUUCGCCCUCCUCACUUUCGCCGGCUUUUCUCUUCUUGCUAGGGCAGCGCCUCUUCGCAGGUCGUGGGGGAAGACGGCUCUCCAGGUGGCGGCUGGUGCCGUCCUCGGCCUGGCGACGGCGUUCCGUACCAAUGGCGUGCUGAACGGUAUUCCCUUCGCGGCCGAGUGCGUGCUUUCUACGUUGCGUUUCGUUCGGUCCCGGCUGGGCCGCGGGAGUAAGGGGCAGCAGCAGCAGCAGCAUGACCGUUCCUUCGUCGGGUACCUAUUGGGGUUAUUCGGUCCCCUGGCGGGCGGAGUCCUCGUCGCUGCCGGGUCCGCCGUGCCUCAGGUUUUCGCUUACUUACGCUACUGUUCCGGCCCAUCCGAGCCGAGACCUUGGUGUCACCGUACCCUCCCCAGCAUUUAUGCCUUUGUGCAGGAGCAUUAUUGGGGCACCGGAUUCCUCCGCUACUGGACCAUGUCCAAUCUCCCGCUUUUCCUCCUCGCCGCUCCUGUACUCACCAUCAUGUCCAUCUCUGGAGUUGAGGUUCUUCGACAACCGUCCACGUCACUCGGCAUUGUAGGUCGGCUGGACACGGGAUCGAGGACCUUCGUGCAGGCCGUGGCCGCUGGCCAGGUGGUGCUCGCUACCCUGGCGCUUUCGACGUACCAUGUCCAGGUCGUCACCCGCUUGGCCUCUGGGUAUCCCAUUUGGUACUGGUGGCUGGCCAAUUGUCUUGCGGGCCAAGACGAGAAGCGGAGUGUUUGGGGUGAGAGGGCAGUCAUCUUCAUGGUCAUGUAUGCCAUGAUUCAGGGGGGCUUGUUUGUUUGCUUCUUGCCGCCAGCCUGAGCGUGUCAGCCCUAUGCGGCUAUCAUGAAUUCGUUCUGAUAGACUUGGACGUAUCUGCCAAAAGCCGAGCAUCACUUCUUUCCGGGUUGAUUGUCUGAAAUACCUUCACUCCCUUUGCGCUGUUUAGUCCAUGGCUUAGUAAGCGCCAGCAGCUAGCUUCCACGUAUAUCAGGUAAUUACCUUACGCUAUGUACACGUGUACAAUAUAAGGUAUCCAAGG
Messenger RNA from Sodiomyces alkalinus F11, 2054 nucleotides. Its product is annotated as mannosyltransferase. Bases 392 to 1834 code for a protein of 480 amino acids. The transcript has 2 exons. The record is from RefSeq and is a predicted model, not a curated record. Gene Ontology annotation, biological process: GPI anchor biosynthetic process. Gene Ontology annotation, molecular function: GPI mannosyltransferase activity; alpha-1,6-mannosyltransferase activity. Lineage: Eukaryota; Fungi; Ascomycota; Sordariomycetes; Glomerellales; Plectosphaerellaceae. Gene Ontology annotation, cellular component: endoplasmic reticulum membrane; mannosyltransferase complex.